Molecule: messenger RNA, 2270 nt
Organism: Didymella exigua CBS 183.55
Lineage: Eukaryota; Fungi; Ascomycota; Dothideomycetes; Pleosporales; Didymellaceae
Exons: 3
Coding region: 194-2206 (670 amino acids)
Biological process (GO): cleavage in ITS2 between 5.8S rRNA and LSU-rRNA of tricistronic rRNA transcript (SSU-rRNA, 5.8S rRNA, LSU-rRNA)
Cellular component (GO): nucleus
Molecular function (GO): polynucleotide 5'-hydroxyl-kinase activity
Source: RefSeq, a predicted model, not a curated record
CUGCAAAGGGCGAGUAGAACUUCAAGAACGUCCUGGGAGACUGGAGCAGAGACCCAAUCUGCCUAAUUUGGAAUUUCGAUCUCGAUGUUGCAGAAUUCUGGCGCUCCUUUUAAAUCGGCAACUUCGACAUCUGGGUCGGGAAUGACAAUAGUUGCAGAUACCUAAAAAGUGUGUACUGCGUAGGACUACAGUCAUGCCAGUAAAGAGAAGGAAGCUAGAACAAACCGCUGCGGUUGCUUCAACGCAAAAGCCUGCUGCAAGAGCUGAGAAGCCACUUAGUGCCAUAGCAGCGGCCAGACUGAGAGCAGAAGCUGCAACAAAGCCCGUCACCAUUCCGGAUACAUCACUUGAGCCACUUGCUGCGCCAUCUAGCCCGCCUGUUGAGGCGCUUCUAUCCGAGCAUGAAGAGUCUGAAGCAGAGUCAGAGCCAGUGUUCAAGCGGCGCAGUCUCAAGCUCUGCAACUGGCAAAAUAACCCCAAGGAUAUCUUCGCCGAGAACGAGUUUGAGCUAAGCGUCAACUUGGAUAAGAACACCACUUUCGCUCUUGUUGGUCACUUUGACUUCAAGGUAUCAAGAGGCGCGAUCAAUGUCAAUGGCGCAAACAUCGGUGCUGUCAUGCGGGAUGGUCAGAAGGGACAGACUUACCGUGCGUAUGUACCAGCAACACAUCCAAUCUUCAAGAUCAGAGGUCUGGAUGCAAAGAACUAUGUACAGUUCUCAUCGUGCAAGGAACCAACACCAUUCGCAAAGUUGAGCCCCCUCUAUGAAGACAUCUGGAACAUAGGUUCGCAAGGGGAAAGGAGGCGGACAUUUGGUAUAAUCACCAACUCUGAAGAGGACCCUCUCGAACGACCUCUUCAGCCUCAGUCAAGCCCAGAAGAUUGGCUCCGUGCAAUCGAGGACUGUGCCAGUGAGGCUUCGUCUACCCUCGUCACCGGCUCACCGGAGUCAGGGAAAUCUACCUUUUGUAGAAGGUUGAUCAACCGAUACCUCACAGGCAUGGGCAGAGCAAAAUCCGCGGUACCCGCCGUUUGUUUCUUAGACCUGGAUCACAGCAAGCCGGAGUAUUCACCGCCAGGUCAGAUAUGUCUUGUCGUCGUAAGGCGGUUGAAUCUAGGGCCCAGUUUUACACACCCUUUCACGGCGCCGCUGCAACCAGGCGCCGAUCAAAACGAAACAGUCCGGUCGCAUGUCAUCCCAAUGAAUCUGGCGAACUACGAGGAGCACUAUCGCGAAUGCAUUGAGGACCUCUAUCUGGCGUACAAGAAUCUCUUCUCGCGCGACUCGUCUCUCCCGCUACUUGUCAAUACCCCAGGCUUCCUCUACACAACACAUUUCUCGUUAUUGGGACAGCUGCUUGUGCGCUUCAAACUCCAAAACAUCAUCCACCUAGGCGAUACACGUACGAUCGACCCUUCCAGCGCCGAGAAGCUCCACGCCCUACAAACAAGCAGUAAGAAACACCGCAGCAUGCUCCACGAAAUCACAGCACAGAGAUCAUCACUCCAGCCAAUGCGAUCAGACACCGAGCUGCGCACCAUGCACAUGCAAUCUUACUUCCACCUCUCUACACCUCCAACCGCAUCGGUCCCAUCCUGGACCUCGACACCACUCAGCACCCACUUGCCCUGGGAAUUCUCCUACCUCAGCACACCCACGCAGACACAAGACAUAGUCGGCUUUCUCCCGCUCACCGAGCCCGUUCCUCCCUCCUCACUACUGCACUACCUCUGCGGCUCUAUAGUUCACAUCCUGCAAUCCUCAUCCUCGCGAAUUCCGACUCCAUACACCGCGCUGCCCCGCACGCCCAAGAGUUGGAUCCCGUACUUCGCUGCAAACGAGAAGCUGGGGUACACAGAACCGCUUGACCCCCGCACGACGCGCGUCAUGUGCGCUGCGCUGGUGCGCGGUAUCGAUCCGGUGAGGGGUGUGGUACAAGUCCUAGUUCCCAAGGCGUUGGAGCCGCUCAUGGAAGAUUUGAAGCCCGAGAGGACAGUUUUUGUGGUGGGAUGUGUGGAGACGCCGGGAUGGGCGUAUGUCGAGGACGCGUACCUGGGUCAGUAUGAAGAAGAGAUUGGAGAGAGGAAGGUCGGGAGUGGAGUGUUAGGGGUGUGGGUUGAGAAGGAGGCGGUUAUGGAUGGGAUGGGAUAUCUGGGGGCUGUGAGGCGGGUGAGGAAGUUCAUCACAGGGGAGAAGGAGAAGUGAGAUGAUCUUUAGCAAUAUUGAUGAAAAUGGAAGAGAGACAUCAGAGCUUCGAAAGGUACCACGU